Saccostrea cuccullata (small rock oyster) is the source of this 1997-nucleotide messenger RNA. Its product is annotated as small conductance calcium-activated potassium channel protein-like. Gene Ontology annotation, cellular component: plasma membrane; neuronal cell body; neuron projection. Gene Ontology annotation, biological process: potassium ion transmembrane transport. The coding region runs from base 366 to 1637 and encodes 423 amino acids. Lineage: Eukaryota; Metazoa; Mollusca; Bivalvia; Ostreida; Ostreidae. Gene Ontology annotation, molecular function: calmodulin binding; small conductance calcium-activated potassium channel activity. The transcript has a single exon. The record is from RefSeq and is a predicted model, not a curated record.
AAAUGUAACAAGCACGACAGUUUUGCUGCAUAUACACUUUUGACAUUUUCAUAUGCGGAAGUGAUUUAAGCACUAGUAAUGAUUUCUAUGCAAAGAUAUAUGAACUAUCCAGUUUACGGAAACGCCGGUAAAGUGGCAAAUUCCUGUACACUAUUUCCAAGUUUUAUAACUUCCUAAACCUUUGUGUCGCCCCAUAUACAUUGUAUGUAUAACACAAAAGGUAAGGUAAAUACAUCAGGUCACCAAGGUUUUUUUCCAGUGAAAGAUCUGUUUUCUCACAAAGAUUAUGGAUGAAGUCUUAUGAUGCUUAUAUAAAGAAAUCGACGUGUUUUUAAAUCGUCCCAGUCACAGUAUAUUUGAGAAUUAUGGGGUUAAAUGUUGACAAGGAUGUCAAAAUUAGGCACAGAUUGAGGUGUAAGUCAAUUCCAGCUAAAGUGCCUAAUAAAAUACCAAAUUCUGUGAUUCUUGGAUUUAAGACAAAUGCCAUACGAAAACGAAGACUGUGUAUUUAUUUGAAAUGUAUCUUUGGAGCAAUUGGAAUUGUUUUCAUGGUUGUGGAAGGAGAAUUAUUUAUUUCCAGAACGGUGGAGAAAGGCACAUUCGCAUCGAAUGCUUUAAAGUCUGUCAUAUCAAUCUCUACGGCAAUUUUACUGAUCUUCAUAAUUUUGCAGCACAAAUAUCAAAGAAAAAUUGAACGAUACUUUAACAGACCAAGAAAAUGGCGAUGGUGUGUUGAGAUGAUUAUUGAAAUUUUAGUUUGCAUCGUUCAUCCUUUUCCUGGAAGUAUGAAAAUCCCAAAGCCUUUGCAAACAAUGUCAAAAGAGAGUUCAGAACUGACUCGGGAUUUCGUUUACCUCGAUGGUUAUCUGUCUUUGUUCAUGAUCUUUCGCUUCUAUUUGUUUGGACAAUUAAUUUCCGAGCUGCUUUCAUCCAAACUGUUCUCCAACAGAACUCUUGCUAAACAUCUAGCCGGACUAACUAGUGUCAGACUGAAUUCUGCAUUUAUAUUGAAAUAUCUCCUUUUUCGAUACCCAUUUAAAUUUGUGAUUUCCAUCCUUUUGAUUGUGUUAAUAACAAACUCCUAUGCAAUGCAGACUUGUGAGUCGUACACUUUCCCGGGUUCAGAAAUGACGUCAUUCCUGAACUCUCUAUGGUUGGUCAUGAUUACAUUCUUAACAAUUGGUUAUGGUGAUUUCUACCCUGUGAGUUUCUGCGGAAGAUGUGUGUCGGCUUCAACCGGUUUUCUGGGAAUUGGUAUCACUGGGUUCAUUUUCUCUGUUUUCGUACAUCAGUUUGAAAUGACCCGUGACGAGAAGUAUCUUUUGAAAUUUUCUAAGGAAGUUAAGCGGAAGCAUGAGAGAAGAAUUGCUGCUUCUAAUGUCAUCAAAUGCUUCUACAUGGCAACAAAAUGUAAAAGAGAAAAACCAAAGUACCAUGUAUGGAAAGUGAAGUUUUGGAAGGCAGUCACUUCAAUGAGAAGAUCAGCAAAGAAAUGCAGAGAUCAUCAUGAUAUUGACCUGAUCGAUAUACAGCGUACUGUUCAGGAUAUAGAGAAAAGACAGAAUGAAAUUCUUAACAUUCUAUGUCAUCUGCGAGAUAAUCGUACUACAGAUGAAAACUCGAACACGAGCUUGUAAUUGUCAAAUGCAACACAAAUUGAUAUAUAUCUACAUGUAAAUAAAACAGAGGGAAAUCUGAAAGACAGUGGUUCAUUUAAAAAAUCAAACAGAUUGCUAUUGGUCCAUGAAAGUUUGAUUUCACAUACCGGGACUUGUUUACAUUCAUACAUGUAAUUGUGCUUUUUUUUGUAUUUUUAGAUCUGCAACCCUGCGAGGUAAAGUUUCUGGAACGUUGACUCAGUAAUGAUUUUUUUAUCUAUUGUAUUUUUUAUGACUUGUUUACAUAUUUAAAACUUAUAUAAUUUUUUUUACACUAGAUAUAAAUGAAAUAUAACAUUAUAUACAGUGUACUCUUUUAAUAAACUGUAGUUUUUUUUA